Messenger RNA from Neltuma alba, 1466 nucleotides. RefSeq names its product putative clathrin assembly protein At1g25240. The transcript has a single exon. The coding region runs from base 65 to 1207 and encodes 380 amino acids. Gene Ontology annotation, cellular component: clathrin-coated vesicle; clathrin-coated pit. Gene Ontology annotation, molecular function: phosphatidylinositol-4,5-bisphosphate binding; SNARE binding; clathrin heavy chain binding. NCBI's taxonomy places the organism in Eukaryota, Viridiplantae, Streptophyta, Magnoliopsida, Fabales, Fabaceae. Gene Ontology annotation, biological process: clathrin-dependent endocytosis; clathrin coat assembly; vesicle budding from membrane. The record is from RefSeq and is a predicted model, not a curated record.
UGCGUUGUUGUGUGACUGGAAUUAGAUCGGCCAAGAAGAGGAGGUUGGCGUGGCAGAGGAGGAAAUGAGGCUCUGGCAGAGACUCGCCGGAGCUCUGAAAGACGGGAACAGCGUCUGGGUGGCUCGGCUGUCUCGCCGCACCUCCUUCCGCAACCCCGAUCUGGAAGCCGCCGUCAUCAAGGCCACCAGCCACGAUCAGCAUCGCAUUGAUUGCAAGAACGUUCAACGUGUCUUCCAAUGGGUUCGCACCUCUCCUCUAUACCUCAAGCCCCUCGUAUGGUCUCUCGCCAUGAGAAUGCAAAAGACUCGAAGCUGGGUCGUCGCUCUCAAGGGCUUGAUGCUCAUGCACGGCAUUUAUUGUUGUGAUCUUGCCAUUGUUCAAAAGAUGGAUCGAUUGCCGUUCGAUCUCACCAAUUUCAGGGACGAGCAUGUCAGCCAAGAUAAGGCUUGGGCUUAUAACGCCUUUGUUCGUUCGUAUUUUGCGUAUUUGGACCAGAAAUCCGCCUUUAUAUCCAUGGAAUUCCAGAAAAAGAGCAAACGGGGCAAGAAAUCAGAGGACACAUUGAUGGAAGAAUUGGAGAAAUUGCAGGCGAUGCAGGAUUUGAUUGACAUGCUGCUUCAGGUUAAACCUGACUAUGCGAGUUCGCAUAAUGGUCUUAUUCUGGAAGCUAUGGAUUGCGUUAUUGUGGAGCUUUUCGACGUGUAUGGUAAAUUUUGCAAAGGGAUUGCUCGAGCUCUCUUGAGGAUAUACGAUAUUGGUGGGAAGAUGGAGGCUGGUGCUGGGCUCACGGUUCUUCAGAAAGCAGCAACCCAAAGCGGCCACCUUUCUGCAUACUUUGAUUUCUGUAGGGAAAUUGGCGUCCUCAACGCUUCUCAAUGCCCCCAAAUGGAGCGAUUCCCUGAUGGGUGUAUCAAAGAUCUGGAGAGAAUCUUCAAUGGGGCUGAUGAGAAGGGAAGGUUUAAGGGUGAUGAUGAAGACAAGGCCAUUGCGUCCUACAUUAAUGCCAUUGCCUGCAAGGAUGAACACAAGGGAUCAGAUGGUAUGAAGACGGUAAUUACAGAAAAGUGGGAGGUUUUUGAUGAUGAGAUGGCGCUUGAUGACCGAGAGAAAACAGCUUUCUCAACCAACCCUUUUGAAGAAUCAUAUCGCAUCGUACCCUACCAAGCAGUUCAUAACCAAGUUCUUCCGGAUUUAAUCAUUUUUUAGCACAUGAUGCCAUCCCAUGCUUGUCUCAGAGGGUUUGACUAUACUAGUAUCUAUUUUUCAUUUGCUUAAAGGAGAGAUACAGAAAAGCAUAAACCAAAAGGGUCCGUCAUCUGACUUACAAUUUAUUGUCUAUGGCGGAGUAUAGCGAGUCCUUUCUGUUAUUGUUUUCCUCCGCCAAUGUUCGGGGUUUCCCAGCAUGUAAGCUCUGUUGUGACCGGUUGAGUUAAACUAUGAUUAGAUGUAUAAUAAAAUUUUUGGU